AUGGCCGCCGACGCUUCAGUUGACCAGCUGGCCGCCCUGCUGAAGGACCUGCCGCCCCUCGACCAGUACCCAAACUGCUUCCCCGCCAUCAACCCCGUCGACAUCUACCGAUCCCACAUCACCUCCAUCCUGCACAAGAUCACCGGCGUAGACCCCAAGGUCAUCUACCCGGCCCUGCAAUGGACCGCGACCCUGGACAAGGGUGACUUGGUGCUGGCCAUCCCGGCCUUGAGGGUCAAGGGCAAGCCCGAUGCACUGGGCAAGGAGUGGAUGGACAAGUGGGAAGAGUCGCCCCUCGUCGAGAAGCCCAUCCACACCGGCAACUUCAUCCCCUUCUUCUUCAAGCCGGGCCCUCUCGCCAAGGCCGUCAUCCCCCUCGCCCGCCGCAACAAGACCGAGUACGGCGCAAACAAGUCUCUCGGCCUCAAGGACCAGAACGACCCGUCAAAGGGUAAGAAGCGCAUGAUUGUCGAGUUCAGCUCCCCCAACAUCGCCAAGCCUUUCCACGCCGGCCACCUGCGAAGCACAAUCAUUGGCGGCUUCUUGGCCAACCUCUAUGAGGCGGCCGGGUGGGAUGUCGUCCGCAUCAACUACCUGGGCGACUGGGGAAAGCAGUACGGCCUGUUGGCCCUGGGCUUCGAGAAGUAUGGCAGCGAGGAGGAGCUGACCCGGGAUCCCAUCAACCACCUGUUCAACGUCUACGUCAAGAUCAACCAGGAUAUCACCGCCGAGAAGGAGCAGGCCGAGAAGCUCCAGGCCGAGGGCAAGGCCGACGAGGCCCAGAAGAUCAGGGACGAGGGUUUCGACGAGCAGGCCCGUCGCUACUUCAAGCAGAUGACCGAGGGUGAAGAGAAGGCCCUGGCCCUGUGGAAGCGCUUCCGGGAUCUCUCCAUCGAGAAGUAUAAGGAGACGUACGCCCGACUCAACAUCCGCUACGAUGUUUAUUCCGGCGAGAGUCAGGUCCCCGAGGAGGACAUGCAGGCUGCUGCCAAGAAGAUGGCCGACAUGGGUCUCACCGAGGAGGACAACGGCGCUCUUCUCCUCGACUUCGCCAAGCACGUGCCCGGAAAGGCGGGCAAGAGCCUGGGCAAGGCCAUCCUCCGCAAGAAGGACGGCACCGCGCUCUACCUUACCCGUGACAUUAGCGAGAUGCUGAACCGAUACAAGAAGUACGACUUUGACCAGAUGAUCUACGUUGUCGCCUCCCAGCAGGACCUGCACCUCAAGCAGUUCUUCAAGAUUGUCGAACUCAUGGGCUACAAGGAUAUCGCCGCCAAGGUCCAGCACAUCAACUUCGGCAUGGUCCUGGGCAUGAGCACCCGGAAGGGCACGGUCAAGUUCCUCAACGACAUUCUGCGCGACGUCGGAGAUCACAUGCACGACGUCAUGCGCAAGAACGAGGACAAGUACAAACAGGUUGCGGAUCCCGUAGCCACGGCCGAUACCUUGGGUAUCAGCAGUGUCAUGGUCCAAGACAUGACUGGAAAGCGCAUCAACAAUUACGAGUUCAACAUGGAUGCCAUGACGUCCUUCGAGGGUGAUACCGGCCCCUACCUGCAAUAUGCCCACGCUCGCCUCUGCUCCAUCACCCGCCGAGUCGCCCUCAGUGAAGAAGAGCUCGCAUCUGCAGACUUCUCGCUGCUCACCGAAUCCCAUGCCACAGAAUUGAUCAGGGUGCUGGCGCAGUGGCCCGACGUUGUCCAGAAUACCCUUCGAACGCUGGAGCCAACCACCGUCAUGACCUACCUGUUCAAGAUGACACACACCUUGAGCGCUAGUUACGACCAUCUGCGAAUCGUCGGUAGUGAGCCAGAGCUGAUGAAGGCGCGUAUGGCGCUCUACGAUUCUGCUCGGAUCACACUCAAUAACGCCAUGCGCUUGCUGGGUCUAAGUCCAGUUGAGAGGAUGUAA
Messenger RNA from Neoarthrinium moseri, 1911 nucleotides. RefSeq lists its product as uncharacterized. Bases 1 to 1911 code for a protein of 636 amino acids. The transcript is spliced from 4 exons. Gene Ontology annotation, cellular component: cytoplasm; mitochondrion. The record is from RefSeq and is a predicted model, not a curated record. Gene Ontology annotation, biological process: arginyl-tRNA aminoacylation; mitochondrial translation. NCBI's taxonomy places the organism in Eukaryota, Fungi, Ascomycota, Sordariomycetes, Amphisphaeriales, Apiosporaceae. Gene Ontology annotation, molecular function: arginine-tRNA ligase activity; ATP binding.